AUGGCUGGCGGUCGAGGUACCGUCUUUGUCGGCAAGGCCGCCUUCAAGACGGCCACACCUCAAUUGAUGAUGAUCUGUAUCGUCUAUUCUCUUGGUAGUGUCUUCUUCGGAUAUGAUAGCGCCUCCUUCGGCGGUGUUCAAGCCUUCUCGCCUUUCAUCAGAGAGUUUGGCUCGUACAAUGCGACGACCAAGAAGUACGCCCUCCCCGCGCCCACGACUUCUCUGAUGAACAGUCUGCCGCUCCUUGGCAAGUUCCUUGGUACCAUCGUCGUCGGCCCUCUGACCGAGAGGUUUGGCCAUCGCUAUACCAUGGCCCUGACCUGCCUCAUCCAGAUCAUUGGCGCCGUCAUCCAGGUGACCAGCCAUGUUGCUCCUCAGUUUAUUGUGGGACGUCUCCUUGUCUACCUUGCCGUUGGUCUCGUCGAGAAUGUCGUCCCAACUUACCAGUCCGAGAUCGCGCCUGCUGCCCUCCGUGGGUUCUUUGUCGGCUCCAUCCAGCUCUGUCUGACCUUUGGCUCUUUGAUUGCCGGCAUCGUCAACAACGUAAUGGCCAAGAGAACCGACAGCACCGGCUGGCAGAUUGCCACAUCGAUUCAGGUUGUUCCCCCUAUUCUCAUCCUCCUCAGCCUCUACUGGACGCCGGACUCGCCCAGGUGGCUUGUCUUCAAGGACCGCAGUGACGACGCCCUGAAGGUCCUACGCAGGGUCCGCCGCCGGCAAGACGUGGAGGCCGGUGUCUGCGAGCUGGAGAUCGCUGCCAUGCGUGAGGAUGCCGGCGCUACCACUGUCAAGGGCCCCUGGAAGGAUCUCAUCAAGGGCAACAACCGCCGCCGGACAAACAUUGCCUGCUCCAUCAUGAGUCUGCAGCAGCUUACCGGCGUGACCUUCUCCAGCUCGUACGGCCCUACUUUCUACAAGUCUGUCGGCCUUGGCAACAUGGCUUUCGCCUACGCGGCCAUCAACAACGGUGUCUCGGUGGUCACUGCCCUUAUCGCCAUGGUCAUCCUCGAUCUCUUUGGGCGUCGCAGCGUUACGCUACAUGGUUGCUGGACGCAGGGGGUUUUCCUGCUGCUGAUUGGCGUGCUCGGGUCCAAGGCCAACCCCUCCACGAGCGACACGGGCGGCAUGGUUGCGUCGUUCAUCAUCUACGCCGCUAUCCUGCACGCUUCAUUGGGGCCCGCUGCGUACAUCACUGCCGCCGAGGUCGGAACCGGGGCGCUUCGGGAGAAGACCAUGGCUGUGUCGACUGCUGUCAAUGUCAUUGUCAGCUUCGUCGUUGUCUUCACAACGCCAUACCUCCUCAAAGACCUCGGCGCGAAGCUCGCCUACCUGUGGAUGGCCUUUUCCUUCGCCGGUUCCGUGUGGGUAUGGUUCUCUAUGCCUGAGCUCAAGGGCCGUAACCUAGAGGAGGUCGACCAGCUGUUUGAGGCCAAUAUCCCGGCGUGGAAAUUUACCGACUACGAAACUACUGGUCUCACCCACGACGUUUCGGCCAUGGAGCAGGGCAUAUCUCCCAGCAAGAUCGCCGGGACGGUCGAGCUAGAGGAGAUCGGCCCUCAGCAGCAGGAGACCCAGCCGAAGAAUUGA
Thyridium curvatum is the source of this 1587-nucleotide messenger RNA. RefSeq lists its product as uncharacterized. Gene Ontology annotation, molecular function: carbohydrate:proton symporter activity. Bases 1 to 1587 code for a protein of 528 amino acids. Gene Ontology annotation, biological process: carbohydrate transport; transmembrane transport. Gene Ontology annotation, cellular component: membrane. NCBI's taxonomy places the organism in Eukaryota, Fungi, Ascomycota, Sordariomycetes, Thyridiales, Thyridiaceae. The transcript is spliced from 5 exons. The record is from RefSeq and is a predicted model, not a curated record.